Lagenorhynchus albirostris (white-beaked dolphin) is the source of this 11239-nucleotide messenger RNA. It is a transcript of the gene WNK1, whose product is annotated as WNK lysine deficient protein kinase 1. Gene Ontology annotation, cellular component: cytosol; cytoplasm. The record is from RefSeq and is a predicted model, not a curated record. The transcript is spliced from 31 exons. Gene Ontology annotation, molecular function: potassium channel inhibitor activity; chloride channel inhibitor activity; ATP binding. Gene Ontology annotation, biological process: protein phosphorylation; positive regulation of potassium ion import across plasma membrane; negative regulation of sodium ion transport. Lineage: Eukaryota; Metazoa; Chordata; Mammalia; Artiodactyla; Delphinidae. The coding region runs from base 182 to 8647 and encodes 2821 amino acids.
GCCCCCGACCAGCGCGCCUCGAGAGCCGCAGCGGCCGCCGCAACCGGGCCCGCGGCCCCGCCUCCCGCUCGGGCCGCCGAGUCAGUGCUGAGUGAGGGGCCGUCGGCCCGCAGUCUCGCCGCCCCGGGCCGGCCCACUUCUUCUGCGAAUUCGAGCCGCCCGCCUCGCUCCCGCUCCCACCAUGUCUGGCGGCGCCGCCGACCAGCAGAGCAGCGCGCCGGGCUCCCUGUUCCUUUCGCCGCCGGCGCCUCCCCCCAAGAAUGGCUCCAGUUCGGACUCCUCGGUGGGAGAGAAACUGGGCGCCGCGGCGGCCGACGCCGGAGCCGGCAGGACGGAGGAGUACCGGCGUCGCCGCCACACCAUGGACAAGGACAGCCGGGGGGCGGCCGCGACCACCACCACCGAGCACCGCUUCUUCCGCCGCAGCGUUAUCUGCGACUCCAACGCCACGGCGCUGGAGCUGCCCGGCCUCCCGCUCCCGCUGCCCCAGACGAGCGCGGCCGCGGUGGUCCCGCAACGGAGUCCCCCGGAGCCCCAGCGCGAGGAGACCCUGACCCCCGCUGCCGCCCAUGUGGCCCAGCAGCCGCCCGCCGCCGCCGCCGCCCCCGGGGAGCCGGUCGCCGCGGGCCCAGCCGCCGCCUCGGCCCCGGGCAGCGCCGGCAGAGACCGCCAGGUUGCCCAGCCCGGCCACGCGGGGAGCAAAGAGGAGCCCCCGUCGUCGAGAAGUGGCAGCGGCGGCGGCAGCGCCAAGGAACCCCAGGAGGAACGGAGCCAGCAGCAGGAUGACAUCGAAGAGCUGGAGACCAAGGCCGUGGGAAUGUCCAAUGAUGGCCGCUUUCUCAAGUUUGACAUCGAGAUCGGCAGGGGCUCCUUUAAGACGGUCUACAAAGGUCUGGACACCGAAACCACCGUGGAGGUCGCCUGGUGUGAACUGCAGGAUCGAAAGUUAACAAAGUCUGAGAGGCAGAGAUUUAAAGAAGAGGCUGAAAUGUUAAAGGGUCUUCAGCAUCCCAAUAUUGUCCGAUUCUAUGAUUCCUGGGAAUCCACAGUAAAGGGAAAGAAGUGCAUCGUUUUGGUGACUGAACUUAUGACAUCUGGAACACUUAAAACGUACCUGAAAAGGUUUAAGGUGAUGAAGAUCAAAGUUCUGAGAAGCUGGUGCCGUCAGAUUCUUAAAGGACUUCAGUUUCUUCAUACUCGAACUCCACCUAUUAUUCACCGGGAUCUUAAGUGUGACAACAUCUUUAUCACUGGCCCUACAGGCUCAGUCAAGAUUGGAGACCUAGGUCUGGCAACCCUGAAGCGGGCUUCUUUUGCCAAGAGUGUGAUAGGUACCCCAGAGUUCAUGGCCCCUGAGAUGUAUGAAGAGAAAUAUGAUGAAUCCGUUGACGUUUAUGCUUUUGGGAUGUGCAUGCUUGAGAUGGCCACAUCUGAAUACCCUUACUCCGAGUGCCAAAAUGCUGCACAGAUCUACCGUCGAGUGACCAGUGGGGUGAAGCCAGCCAGUUUUGACAAAGUAGCAAUUCCUGAAGUGAAGGAAAUUAUUGAAGGAUGCAUACGGCAAAACAAAGAUGAAAGAUACUCUAUCAAAGACCUUUUGAACCAUGCCUUCUUCCAGGAGGAAACAGGGGUACGGGUAGAAUUAGCAGAAGAAGAUGAUGGCGAAAAGAUAGCCAUUAAAUUAUGGCUACGUAUUGAAGAUAUUAAGAAAUUAAAGGGGAAAUACAAAGACAAUGAAGCUAUUGAGUUUUCCUUUGACUUGGAGAGAGAUGUGCCAGAAGAGGUUGCUCAAGAAAUGGUAGACUCUGGGUAUGUCUGUGAAGGUGAUCACAAGACCAUGGCAAAAGCCAUCAAAGAUAGAGUGUCAUUAAUUAAGAGAAAGCGAGAACAGCGUCAGUUGGUGCGGGAGGAGCAAGAAAAAAGAAAGCAGGAAGAGAGCAGCCUCAAACAGCAGGGGGAGCAGCAGUCCAGUGCUUCUCAGGCAGGAGCCCAGCAGCCCCCUUCGACGUGCACUGGUGGACCUGCGGCCUCUACCACUUCAGCUUCUGUUUCCACACAAGUAGAGCCGGAGGAGCCCGAGGCAGAUCAGCACCAACAGCUGCAGCACCAGCCACCUGGUGUGUCUGUGUUGUCUGACGGGACGGUUGACAGUGGUCAGGGAUCUUCUGUCUUCACAGAGUCUCGAGUGAGCAGCCAACAGACAGUUUCGUAUGGUGCCCAGCAUGAGCAGGCACAUUCCACUGGCACCCUCCCAGGGCACACAGCGUCUGUUGUCCAAGCACAGGCUCAGCCCCAUGGGGUAUAUCCACCCGCAAGUAUGCCUCAGUCCAUGGCGCAUCCGUGUGGGGGGACCCCAACAUACCCAGAAUCACAGAUAUUUUUCCCAACUAUUCAUGAACGUCCAGUUUCUUUUUCACCACCUCCCACCUGUCCACCGAAGGUGGCCAUUUCCCAGCGGCGUAAGAGCACCUCCUUCCUGGAAGCCCAAACUCACCACUUCCAACCCCUGCUGAGGACUGUUGGCCAAAAUCUUCUUCCACCUGGUGGCAGCCCAACUAACUGGACACCAGAGGCUGUAGUUAUGUUGGGUACUGCAGCCAGUAGAGUCACUGGAGAGCCAUGUGAGAUACAGGUCCAACCUAUGUUUGAACCAACUCAAGUUUACAGUGACUAUAGACCUGGACUAGUACUUCCGGAAGAAGCUCACUACUUUAUUCCUCAGGAAGCAGUGUAUCUAGCUGGGGUACAAUACCAGGCCCAGGUGACAGAACAGUUUGAGGGCAUUCCAUACAACUCACCAGUCCUGUCAAGUCCUAUGAGACAGACACCUGAACAGAAGCCAGGGCAAGGGGGCCCUACCUCAAGUUCUGUCUUUGAAUUUCCAUCCGGACAGGCUUUCGUGGUAGGACACCUCCAGAAUUUAAGAUUAGAUUCUGGACUGAGCCCAGGAUCUCCCCUCUCUAGCAUUUCUGCACCUAUCAGUACAGAUGCUACAGGCUUGAAAUUUCACCCUGUCUUUUUUCCUCAUUCUGCACCUGCUGUGUUAACUCAUAACAAUGAGAGCAGAAGCAAUUGUGUAUUUGAGUUUCACGCUCGUACUCCAUGCUCCUCUUCAGGAGAAGGAGGAGGAGGAGUUUUGCCUCAGCGCAUUUACCGAAAUCGACAGGUUGCUGUGGACUUGAAUCAGGAAGAACCACCUCCUCAAUCCACAGGAUUACACGGCCGCCUGCAGCCUGUGACUGAAGAACAGCAUGAUUUCCAGGCCCCAGAACUGACCGUCUCUGUGGUAGAGCCCACCGGACAGAGCUGGCCCAUAGGAAGCCCAGAAUAUUCCAGUGAUUCCUCACAAAUCACUUCUUCAGACCCCAGUGAUUUUCAAUCACCUCCCCCUACAGGGGGAGCAGCUGCAUCUUUUGGCUCUGACGUCUCAUUACCCUUUAUCCGUCUGCCUCAGACAGUGUUACAAGAAUCCCCACUUUUCUUCUGUUUCCCCCAAGGAGCCACAUCUCCGCAGGUUUUAUCUGCCUCAUUUUCUUCAGGAGGAUCUGCACUCCAUCCACAGGCACAGGGGCAGAGCCAGGGUCAGCAAUCUUCAAGUAGUUUAACAGGGGUUUCAUCCUCCCAACCCAUACAACAUUCUCAGCAGCAGCAAGGAGUGCAGCAGACAACCCCCUCUCAGCAGACAGCGCAGUAUUCACUUCCCCAGAUGUCAGCCUCCAGCGAGGCCAUGACUGCACAGCCCACAAGUCAGCCUCAACCUCCACAGUCCUUUUCGCAUGUGUCAGCAGGAAAACAGCUUCCAGUUUCCCAGCCAGUACCAACUAUCCAAGGCGAACCUCAGAUCCCAGUUGCGACACAGCCCUCAGUCGUUCCAGUCCAUUCUGGUGCUCACUUCCUCCCUGUGGGACAGCCACUCCCGCCUUCCUCACUCCCCCAGUACUCUGUUUCUCAGAUCCCCUCAGCUCCUCAGCCAGCUUUCUCCUCGCUUCCUGUCACCAUGGCAGCUGGCAUUAAUCAGCCUCUGCUUACCUUGGCUUCCUCUGCUCCAGCAGCUGCAGUCCCAGGGGGACCCGCUGUGGUCCCUAGUCAGCUUCCCACCCUCCUGCAGCCUGUGACUCAGCUGCCAAGUCAGGCUCACCCGCAGCUCCUGCAGCCAGCAGUUCAGUCCAUGGGGAUAGCCGCUAACCUCGGGCAGACUGCUGAGGCUCCACUCCCCUCUGGAGAUGUUCUCUACCAGGGCUUCCCACCUCGACUGCCAGCACAGUACCCAGGAGACUCAAAUCUUGCUCCCUCUUCCAGCGUGGCUUCUGUGUGCAUUCCUUCUACAGUCCUGUCCCCUCCCAUGCCGGCAGAAGCACUGGCUGCACCAGGUUACUUUCCUACAGUGGUGCAGCCUUAUGUGGAAUCAAGCCUUUUGGUUCCUGUGGGCAGUAUAGGAGGACAGGUUCAAGUGUCCCAGCCAGCAGUGAGUUUAGCACAAGCCCCCACUACAUCCUCCCAGCAAGCAGCUCUGGAGAGCACUCAGGGCGUCUCUCAGGUGGCUCCUCCAGAGCCCGUUCCAGUGGCUCAGCCACAGCCUGCCCAGCCUGCUACGCUGGUCUCUUCUGUAGACAGUGCACAUUCAGAUGUUGCUUCAGGUAUGAGUGACGGCAAUGAGAAUGUCCCAUCAUCCAGUGGAAGGCAUGAAGGGAGAACUACCAAACGGCAUUAUCGCAAAUCUGUAAGAAGUCGCUCUCGUCAUGAAAAGACUUCACGCCCAAAAUUGAGAAUUUUGAAUGUUUCAAAUAAAGGAGACCGGGUAGUAGAAUGUCAAUUAGAGACUCACAAUCGGAAAAUGGUUACAUUCAAAUUUGAUUUAGAUGGUGACAACCCUGAGGAGAUAGCAACAAUUAUGGUGAACAAUGACUUUAUUCUGGCAAUGGAGAGAGAGGCAUUUGUGGAACAAGUGCGGGAUAUUAUUGAAAAAGCUGAUGAAAUGCUCAGUGAGGACGUCAGUGUGGAGCCAGAGGGUGACCAGGGAUUGGAGAGUCUCCAGGGAAAGGAUGACUAUGGCUUUGCAGGCUCUCAAAAAUUGGAAGAGUUCAAACAACCAAUUCCUGCAUCUUCCAUGCCACAGCAAAUAGCAGGCCUUCCUACCAGUUCUUUAACUCAAGUUGUUCAUUCUGCCGGAAGACGGUUUAUAGUAAGUCCUGUGCCAGAAAGUCGAUUACGAGAAUCAAAAAUUUUCAGUGAAGUAUCAGAUACAGUUGCUGCUUCUACAUCUGCUGGUGCUGGAAUGAGCUUGUCUCACUCUGCUUCAUCCCUUAGUCUACAGCAGGCCUUUUCUGAACUUAGACAUACGCAAAUGGCAGAAGGGCCGAGCACAGCACCUGCCAACUUCCGUCCGAUGGGGCCAGCGUUCCCAGCAGUGCCCCCUUCCGUGAUCAGCCCUGCUGGAGCUCCAGCCACAGCGGCAGCCGUACCCUCAGCGUCAGCCCCUGCCACGGGCUGCCCUCUUAGUGACGCUUCCGCAUCAGCCGUUCAGUCUGAGGUUGCAGUGCCCACUGAAAAGGGGAUUGCUGGAGUUGCCACCUGCACAGGUGUUAUACCCUCCAGUGGUCUCCCUGUACCAUCUGCAUCUGAAUCCCCGAUACUUUCCAGUGUGGUGUCAAGCAUCACAGUGCCUGCAGUCAUCUCAGUAUCAGCGACAUCCCAGUCAGUUCAGGCUCCCACACCUGGGAGCGUUGUUUCCGGUACAGGCACAUUCCCCUCUGUACCAGUCUCAGUGACGGCAGCCUCUGCAGUGAGCAGUGCUGCUGCCCCAGGCGCUAAGCCUUCACCUGUAUCGUCGCAGCAGGUGGCAGGCAGCAUGGCUGGGACAGCCACGCUAACAUCCGUGUCGGCAACCGCUCCAGUCCCGAGUCUAGCUGCACAGCCGUCCCUUCCACCCAGCAGCAGCACCUCUGCUCUUACUCGAGCUGAGACUGUAGUGGUUAGUGCGCACGCACUGGAUAAGAUAUCUCAUAGCAGCAUGACCGGAUUGGCUUUGUCCCUCCCCGCGUCAUCUUCCUCUCCCUCCUCCCUGGGGGCAGGGGUAUCUAGUGCUGUUUCUCAGCCUGGUGUGGCUCAUCCUUUGGUCAUCCCAUCAGCUGUGGCUUCUACUCCUGCCCUUUCCCAGGCAGGACCUACUUCCACACCUUUACUACCCCAAGCUAGUAUCCCACCUUUGGUACAACCUGUUGCCAAUGUGCCUGCCGUACAGCAGACACUAAUUCAUAGUCAACCUCAACCAGCUUUGCUUCCCAACCAGCCCCAUACUCACUGUCCUGAAAUAGAUGCUGAUACCCAACCCAAAGCUCCUGGGAUUGAUGACAUAAAGACUUUAGAGGAAAAACUGCGGUCUCUCUUUAGUGAGCACAGCUCAUCUGGAGCUCAGCAUGCUUCUGUCUCGCUGGACACGUCACUCGUCAUGGAGACCACUGUCACACCAGGCCUCCCAACCACUGCCGUUGCACCAAGCAAACUCAUGACUUCCACUACGAGUACUUGCUUACCACCAACCAGUUUGCCCUUAGGAACAACUGGUUCGUCAGUUAUACCAGCGGUCACUCCUGGGCAAGUUUCCACCCCAGUCAGCGCUGUACCAGGAGUGAAACCUGGAACUGCUGCACCAAAGCCACCUUUAACUAAGCCUCCAGUGUUGCCAGUGGGCACUGAACUUCCAGCUGGUACUCCACCCAGCGAGCAGCUGCCACCUUUUCCAGGACCUUCACUAACGCAGCCCCAGCAGCCCCUGGGAGAUCUGGAUGCUCAGCUGAGAAGAACGCUCAGUCCAGAGACCGUUGUGCUGACGUCUGCAGUUGGUCCCGUGUCCGUGGUGGCUCCAACAGCAGUUGUGGAAGCAGGAGCCCAGCUUCAGAAGGAUGUGUCUCAAGUCACAGAAGGUCCUAUCCUAGCACCCACUUCAGGGACUGGUGUUUUUAAGAUGGGGCGAUUUCAGGUUUCAGUUGCAAUGGAUGAUCCCCAGAAAGAGGGUAAAAAUAAGUCAGAAGAUGUAAAGUCUGUUCAUUUUGAAUCCAGUACUUCAGAGUCCUCAGUGCUGUCAAGCAGUAGUCCAGAGAGUACCCUGGUGAGGCCAGAGCCCAAUGGGAUAGCCGUCCGUGGCGUCUCUUCAGAUAUGCCAGAUAGUAGCGCCCGUAAAACUCCUGAAACUGGGCAGCCAACCAAGGUUGGACGUUUUCAGGUGACAACUACAGCAAGCAAAGUCGGUCGUUUCUCUGUUUCAAGAACCGAAGACGAGAUUACUGAGGCAAAGAAGGAGGGACCAGUGGUAUCUCCUCCUUUUCUGGAUUUGGGACAUGACGUUCUUCCUGCUGUGAUACCAAAGAAAGAGAAGCCCGAACUGUCAGAGGCUUCACAUCUGAACGGGCCGUCCUCUGACCUGGAGGCUGCCUUCCUCGCUCGGGAUGUGGACGAUGGCUCAGGGAGUCCGCACUCCCCGCAGCUGAGCUCAAAGAGCCUCCCUGUCCAGGGCCUGAGUCAUUCCUUCAACUCCUCUUACAUGAGCAGCGACAAUGAAUCAGAUAUUGAAGAUGAGGACUUGAAGUUAGAGCUGCGGCGGCUACGAGAAAAACAUCUUAAAGAGAUUCAAGACCUGCAGAGUCGCCAGAAGCAUGAAAUUGAAUCUUUGUAUACCAAACUGGGCAAGGUUCCUCCUGCUGUCAUCAUUCCCCCAGCUGCCCCCCUUGCAGGGAGAAGAAGGCGACCCACCAAAAGCAAAGGCAACAAGUCUAGUCGCAGCAGUUCCUUGGGGAAUAAAAGCCCUGGACCAGGUAACCUGUCUGGCCAGAGUGCAGCUUCAGUCUUGCACCCGCAGCAGACCCUCCCCGCUCCUGGCAACAUCCCAGAGACGGGGCAGAAUCAACUGUUACAGCCCCUUAAGCCAUCUCCCUCCAGUGACAACCUGUAUUCAGCCUUCACCAGUGAUGGUGCCAUUUCAGUACCAAGCCUUUCUGCUCCAGGUCAAGGCUGUGCGAAGUUUAACUGUGCGUCUGAGCAGGUGACGUUCAAACCUGGUGGCAGGAGGACCCGAUUUCUGAGUACGCCCUGCUUGGCUCUUUGGAAGAUGGUGAAAAAAGUCUGUCCUUGCAACCAGCUCUGUAGGACCAGCAGCACAAACACCGUUGGGGGAACAGUGAACAGUCAGGCCGCCCAGGCUCAGCCUCCUGCCAUGACGUCCAGCAGGAAGGGCACGUUCACAGAUGACCUGCACAAGUUGGUGGACAACUGGGCCCGAGACGCCAUGAAUCUCUCAGGCAGGAGAGGAAGCAAAGGACACAUGAGUUACGAGGGCCCUGGCAUGGCGAGGAAGUUCUCUGCACCCGGUCAGCUGUGCGUCUCCAUGACCUCAACCCUGGGUGGCUCCGCCCCCAUCUCUGCAGCAUCAGCUACCUCUCUAGGCCACUUCCCCAAGCCCAUGUGCCCCCCGCAGCAGUACGGUUUCCCAACCCCCCCCUUUGGCACGCAGUGGAGCGGCACGGGCGGCCCAGCAACACAGCCACUUAGCCAGUUCCAACCUGUGGGAACUGCCUCCUUACAGAACUUCAACAUCAGCAACUUGCAGAAGUCCAUCAGCAACCCUCCAGGUUCCAACCUGAGGACCACUUAGACCUAGAGGCGUUGACGGAGUAGAUUGGGGGCAGGAGGUGGAGUGGUGAGGGGCAGGUGGAAGGGGGAUGGGAAAGAAGCCUACCUACUAACUACUAGCGCUGCAUUUAACUGGUUAUUUCUUGCCAGACAGGAAUGUGUUUAAUACCGCUUAGAGCCCUCAGAGUGGAGAAUCUCCCUGUGCUUUCACCGUUUAUUGGAGUGGGAUGAGAAGGAAAGAAAGAGCAGGUUUCUUGUGUAUGCUUUGUUAUCUCUCCCCAGCAGUGAGCGCUCGGAAAGAGAAUCGUGUUGAUCAGAAAGCUUCUAGAGAGCUCAGUGGAAAAGCAAAGCCCAUCUGUGUUCUCAAGUAGUGGGGCUCUUAAUCUUGGUACCCACCGCAAGUCCCUUAUCCCCUCAAGAACAUAAACCGCAAGACAAAAAACUAAACUAUUGGGCUCUCUCCUACCCUGUCCCCACCCCAGCCAGUCUUUAGAACCCAGUGAAAACAGCAGGGGACGGAGGUUCCAACCCUCUCUUACGAUAGGUCAUUAGUGCUUUAAGCAGAUGGUAUUCGCAGCUUUGACUGCAGCAUUAGCCAUUAGGAAAACAAAAGUAAGUUCCCUGCGGACAUGUAACUUUGCCAUCAGUUUUGAUGUGGAAACACUGUGAUAUAUAAAUGUUGUUGGACAACAGUAGUUUUAAAAGUAAGAUAUGAAAGGUUUAAAAAGUUGAAAAAAGCUAGUUCUGUCCUUUACCUAUUGAGACUUUACUUUCUCCUUUGUAUUUCCAUUGUAUUAGAUAAAUAAAUGUGAAUGUAAAAUUGUAUAAAUUACUGUACUUGAAUACUUCUGUUCUCCCAGUAUUGCUUGCUGGAUGUUUUAGUGCCUUGGACUUCUAUUGCUUCUGCCGUUAACAUCAACUUCUCAUCAGACCCCAGUCAGCAAAAGGGCGUAUGGAAGGAAACCUUGGGUCCAUGUGACCCAGCAGUGGAUUAUGCAAUAAGGAAAUUGAAGGAGUAUUUUUUUUCAAGUCAUUCAACAAUUUUGUCUAGAGCAGGUGUAAGAUGAGCAGGUGAGAAGUUGACAGUAGUGGUUAAAAGCAGAAAACUCUGUUUCAGGACAGGUGAGGAGGGGUGUUGUCACAAAAUCGGGCAAUUUACAAGAUUGAGUGUGGUAUGCGAUAAGUGAUGAAAGAAAAAGAAAGACUACGGGAUGGGAGAACAGACUUGUUUUGAAGAUAGGUGAUGCUUGGCCGGUGGCUGCCAUAAGCCUUACUUACCUGAGCUGGGCUUGAGCAGAGGAGACCUGGAAGAAAUGGCUGAAUAUAAAGGGAAGGGCACGGGGUGGGGUUGGGGGGGGUGGGCGCUAGUUUUUAAGCUAGGAAAUGUGAUAGUGAAAUGUCACAGAUGGAGAAAGUUGUUCUAAGAAAAAUCAUUUGGAUUGCUUCCCUCUUGGUGCAAAUGUCCCGUGUAUUUCUCAGCUUGGGGUACUGUAGUUUGUGGAAAGUGGACCCACAUCUGAAUUAAGCAUUGUAGGAAAGAAUGCUUAUUCCUACCCGCUUCCUAUAUAAUGUCCAAAUGGUUGCAGGAUCAUAAUCUCUUGCACCACCUUAUUUCUAGAAUUAACAGCUGACAUUCUCACGUUCUCUGUAAACAGAUAUUCCCCUGAAGUAAUAACUGCAACCAACCAGUAUUAUUUAGUGCUGUGCCUAGUUGUAAUGGGCACUUCUGUUACUUUCAGAACUUUCAGGAAAUACUCUCCUCAUUGCCUGAGUUUGGGAUCUCUGUUCUCCCAGAAGGUGGGGAAAGAAGCCAGGACUCUUAAUUUUGGGGUGCUUCUUGUCUUGACUCUUGAGCUGGGAAACUGACCUAUUCCAACCUCUUACCCACCUCAGUGGCACAUCCCAGGAAUCCCCAUGACAGGAAGAGCCUGGAUGGCUGUCCUGUCCUCCGGUGGUCAUUUUCUUUAAGUUAGCCGAGAUCCCAAAGAUGCAAAUGAGAGCUGAAGGUUGUAGGAAGGUAGAAAUGAAAAGGGCAGGCGUUCCAAGCUUUGCUUCGAAACUGUUUACUUACUUUUUCUCUGCUUAUAAUCCUCGGGAGAUGACAAGAGUAAGGACGGAACAAGAAGCACCAAGGAAGUGGGGAACGGACCCCGGGCAAGGAGGCAGGGCUUUGCAGCAGAGGAAGGAGGAGCCAGAGUGCAGCACGUGACUAUUUUGUUUCUUGGGUUUAAUCAUUUUGAGAUCUCUUCACUCACAGGUGGAAAGUAAGAACUGCUUUUAUUUACUGUUUUUUUCCCCUCCUGUGGAUGAAAUAACUGAAGCCUAGAGGAAUGAACCUAGUGCUACUGAACUGUUUAAAUUAUUUUUGUGUUAAUAGUACACUUUGAGUAUCUUUUUCCACAUUAAAAAAAUUCUUUCUGAAUUAUAAGUGUUUUCCUUACAUUAUUUAACAAUGUACACUGUUUAAAAAAACAGACUAAAUUCAAACCUUGGGGGUUCUUGGCAGCCCGUCAACCCGUGCGUUUGGGAUAAACCCCGGGGGACACGCUUUCUGUUUCCGUUUGUUACCUUUGUAGAUGAAACCAUUCAAAUAAACCAAACUUGCUUUUCUUGA